Messenger RNA from Anopheles gambiae (African malaria mosquito), 603 nucleotides. RefSeq names its product histone H4. Lineage: Eukaryota; Metazoa; Arthropoda; Insecta; Diptera; Culicidae. Gene Ontology annotation, biological process: nucleosome assembly. Gene Ontology annotation, molecular function: structural constituent of chromatin; DNA binding; protein heterodimerization activity. Gene Ontology annotation, cellular component: nucleosome. The record is from RefSeq and is a predicted model, not a curated record. The coding region runs from base 223 to 534 and encodes 103 amino acids. The transcript has a single exon.
GAGCGAACUUGUUUAUUUGACAAAAGUUGAACGUUAAAUGAGGAAACUGCUCGAACAAGAGCUCUUUUUAUGCGCUUGCCAACCCUUGUUUUCUCUCAUCUUAAGAGCAAGAGGGAAUGCGUGGAUGAAAAAGUAGAAAUAGGGACGUUGAGCUCGAAAACGCUCAUUCGUGAUCGUCAAUUUGAAGUGUGAACAUCGUGAACGUACAAUCCUGUGCUCAUCAUGACUGGAAGAGGAAAGGGAGGAAAAGGUCUGGGUAAAGGAGGAGCCAAGCGUCACCGAAAAGUGCUCCGGGAUAACAUCCAGGGCAUUACCAAGCCCGCCAUCCGCCGUUUGGCUCGGCGCGGAGGAGUGAAACGAAUCUCCGGUCUCAUCUACGAGGAAACCCGUGGCGUCCUGAAAGUAUUUCUGGAGAAUGUGAUUCGUGAUGCGGUCACUUACACUGAACACGCCAAGCGUAAGACCGUCACCGCUAUGGAUGUGGUGUAUGCUCUGAAGCGUCAGGGCCGCACUCUGUACGGUUUUGGAGGUUAAAUUUAUCUCUAUAAAACUUCCAUGUGGAGUCUCAAAUCAAACGGUCCUUUUCAGGACCACAAUACAUUA